AUGAUUGGUAUUGGAGGAAGUCUCGAUGUUAGCAGUAUGGAGGCGAUAAUCUCAGAGUGCAAAGACGCUGAUCGCCUAGAGAGACUUGGUACUCUCUUUGAUGACUAUCUAGGAGAACCAAAGUUGGCACUCAAAGUAUACACGAAGCUUUUGGAUUUGCCGUCAGAAGAGAAUAAAAGUACAAAUGACGUCAAGGCAAAACUCUUUCUCAAGAUUUCAAAGGUUCUACAAGCCCAAGGCAAAUUCAAGGAUGCUAUGAAUUUCCUUAGACGAACACUGGCACUUUCCCUCGAUGAUACAAGUGCCAUUAUUCCUGCAUGCUGCACGAGAAUUGGCCGAGUCUCGAUGGACCAAGGGAAACUUGACGAGGCAAAGGAGAUUUUCCACAAUGGACUUUCCAUUAACAUCCAACGGUUUGGAGAACUGAACGAAUAUGUCGCUAUUUGCUAUCGCGACAUUGGCCAAGUGGCCAGAGCUCAAGGUCAACUGGAAUCUGCCAAAGAGAUGUUCCGGAAAUCUUUACGUAUCAAUCUGCAGGUAUACGGAGAAAACAACCAAAAGGUUGCUGAGAAUUACUCUGACUUUGGCCGACUAGCAAUGGUUCAAGGCCAAUUGAAAUAUGCUGGGGAGAUGUUUCAAGACGCGCUGAACAUUAACGUCAAAGUAUACGGAGAAGACAAUCAGAAUGUUGCAAAGAACUAUACUGAUUAUGGCCGCCUCGUGCUGGCUCAAGGUCAAAUGAACCGUGCAAGAGAGUAUUUUGAGAGAUCGUUAGCUAUCAACAUUGCAGUGUAUGGAGAAAGCAGUCAUACCGUUGCCUCAAACUUCAUUGACUUGGGUCGUUUGGCAAGGAAUCAAGGACAGCUCGAAUCUGCCAAGGAAUUGUUUGAGCGGGCUCUCAACAUUGAUAUCGCAGUGUUUGGGAAAAAGAACCAAAACGUCGCUUCAGACUACACAGAAAUUGGUCGGUUGGCAAGAGGUCAGGGGCGUCUAGAUUACGCGGAGAAAAUGUAUGACAGCGCCCUGGGUAUAAAUCUGGAAAUAUACGGAGAAAACAACCAACAUACUGCUUCAAAUUAUACUGACAUUGGGCGUUUAUUGGGGGAUCAAGGACAGCUUGAAGCUGCAAAAGAAAUGUUCGACAAGAGCCUUGAAAUCAACACAGGCAUUUUUGGUGAAAACAACCAAAAGAUUGCCGAGAACUUAACCGACAUAGGAAGUUGGGCGCGGGAUCAAGGCCAGCUCCACUUCGCGAAGGAGCUUUUCGACCGGGCGCUCAGAAUCGAUAUGCAGGUAUAUGGGGAAAGCAAUCAGCAUGUUGCAGCGAAGUAUACGUAUAUGGGCCGCUUGGCAAAGGACCAAGGUCAACUAGAGCGGGCCAAAGCGAUGUUUAGGAAAUCUCUUCACAUUAACACUCAUGUUUACGGCGACAGCAAUCAAAGCGUUGCAAAUUGCUUCACUGACAUUGGUCGCCUAUUGAGGGACGAAGGUCAGCUUGAAUCUGCCAAGGAAAUGUUUGAGAAAGCGCUUGGUAUUAACCUUAAAGUUUUUGGAGAGAACAAUCACACUGUUGCCAAAAACUACGUCGACUUGGGGCGUCUGGCGUGCGAUCAAGGCGAGCUAGAGAAAGCAUGGACUCUUUACGAUCAAUCACUUGCCAUAGUAAUUCAAGUUUUUGGGGAGAGCAACAUCCAUGUUGCCGCAAACUAUACGGACAUUGGCCGAUUGGCGAAGGAUCAAGGCCAGCUGCAAUACGCCCAAGAAAUGUACGAGCGCGCUCUCUCGAUAAAUCUGAAGGCCUACGGAGAAAACAACCACAAUGUCUCGGCGAUCUACAUUGACAUCGGGUGCCUAGCGAAUGAUCAAGGGCAACUUAAUUGUGCCAAGGAGAUGUUUGAGCGCGCCCUUGAAAUCGAUCGUCGCGUUUUUGGAGAAAGCAAUCAAAACGUUGCCUUUGACUAUUCGAAUCUCGGCCGAUUGGCAAAGGACCAGGGUCAGCUGGAGCGGGCCAAAUGUAUGCUGGAACUUGCACUGUCCAUUAACCGUCGAGUCUAUGGAGAAAACAAUGUCGCCACAAACUAUUCCGACUUGGGUCAUUUGGCCAGGGUUAAAGGCGAGCUUACGGACGUAAUGGAGCUUUUUGAAAAAGCGCUGAGAAUCGAUAUCCAGGUGUAUGGUGAAAACAAUCAGCACGUUGCGGCAGACUAUGCCGACAUUGGUCGUGUGGCACGUGAACAGCACCAGCUGAGAUAUGCAAAGGAGAAUUUUGAAAAGGCGCUUCGAAUUCAUAGUAAAGUGUACGGGGAAAGCAACCCAAUCGUUGCUCGGAGGUAUACCGACAUAGGUCGAUUGGCAAGGGAUCAAGGCCAAUAUGAAUACGCCAAGAAGAAUUUCGAAAUGGCGCUCAAAAUCGAUAUCGAGGUAUAUGGAGAAAACAAUCAAAAUGUUGCCUUCAAUCUUGUCGACAUUGGUCGCCUUGCCAUGUGUCAAGGCAAUUUGGAAUACGCCAAGGAAAUGUUUACGAGAGCACUCAGCGUGAAUAUUGCAGUUUUUGGAGAGUACAAUCAGAAUGUCGCUGUUGGCUGCCGCGACGUUGGCCUUGUUGCGAUGGAACAGCGCCGUUUUGAUGACGCAAAGAACUUUUUCCGGAGGGCGUAUCGCAUAUCUGUUCAAGUCUAUGGACAGGACAAUCGACAGAUAGGAACUUGCUGUGUCGACUUGGGCCGUGUAGAACGGGCCCAAGGGCGGAUUGUAAAAGCAAAGGAGUUCUUUGAACGGGCACUAUCUAUUGCUCUCAAAUUCUACGGAGAAGACGAUCGACACGUUGCAGCAGCUCAACGCAACGUUGGUGAUGUGGCCAGGGUUCUAGGUCAGUUCAAACAAGCAAAGGAGAUGUUUACGAAAGCACUGAACAUCGAUAUCAAAAAAUUUGGUGAUAGCCACCUGAAGGUAGCCAUCGCGUACCGUGAAUGUGGGCUUGUUGCCAGUGAUCAGGGGUACCUGUGGGAGGCUUUGGAGAUAUUCGAAAAGGGGCUUGAAAUAAUCGAGAGGGUGGUAGGGGUAGAUAGUCGAACUAUUGCGGCCUUCUACAACGAUGUUGGUCGAGCAGCAAGGGACCAGGGACUACUGGAAUAUGCCGAGGAGAUGCUCGAAAAGGCUCGCACUCUCCAUGUGGAGGUAUAUGGAGAGACCAGUCACAUUUUCGUUCUGAACUGUAUCGAAGCUGGCCGUCUGCACCAUCUUCAGGGAAAUUUUGAAGACGCGAAAACUAUGUUUCUGAAAGCCGCUGCCGCAUCCCAUGCCUUGGGGAAGGAUCACUAUGCAGCAUUCGCGAACCAAUUCCUCGCUGUGGUUUUGAGUGAGCAAGGACAAUUCGAAGAGGCCAAACAAUUGUGUGAAAUGGCAUUACAUGGGCAGAUUAAGGCGUUUGGGGAGAAGCACUCUCGAGUUGGCACAACCUACAAUAGCUUUGGUGUUGUUUUGUCAAAGGAGGGGCGGGACACCAAGUCAGCGAAGAAAAUGCUGGAAAACGCUCUUGCAAUUCGCAUAGAAUCCAUGGGAGAAGAUCAUUUCGAAGCCGCAGACACUUAUGAGAACUUGGGGGACGUGUUCAUGCGUACUGGAGAAUUUCGGAAAGCUGAAGCUGUCUACUCGAAAGCGUUUGAUGGUCGACUAAAGUGCUUUGGAGAAGGCCAUGAGUUUGUCCUUCAAACUCGUUCGAAGCUUUUCGAGGCAAAGUCUGCUGCGACGACAUGA
Molecule: messenger RNA, 3756 nt
Organism: Cylindrotheca closterium
Lineage: Eukaryota; Bacillariophyta; Bacillariophyceae; Bacillariales; Bacillariaceae
Source: the annotation of a GenBank genome assembly